This is a messenger RNA of Pteronotus mesoamericanus, 3000 nucleotides long. It is a transcript of the gene ZNF366, whose product is annotated as zinc finger protein 366. The record is from RefSeq and is a predicted model, not a curated record. NCBI's taxonomy places the organism in Eukaryota, Metazoa, Chordata, Mammalia, Chiroptera, Mormoopidae. Bases 207 to 2477 code for a protein of 756 amino acids. The transcript is spliced from 5 exons.
UCUGAGAAAAAGAGAACGAAGUAUUGUUCCUGUUCUCUUUCUUAAGUCAUUUGAAACACUGUCCCUGUGAGUUCUUUAAGUUCCUUGCAAUCUGUACACAAGAGAAAGAGGGAGAGAGAGAGGGAGAGGCACAGAGAGAGCGAGGGAUCAGGUAAAGCGCGGGGGCUGCUGCAGCCACUCACUCAGGAGCGGGAAAAUUGCCAAGGAUGCAGAAGGAAAUGAAGAUGAUCAAAGAUGAGGAUGUGCAUUUCAGUUUGGGUGUGAAGAGGUCCCCCUCCUUUCCCCACUGCCUGCAGCCAGUGGCUUCCCGAGGGAAAGCUCCCCAAAGACACCCCUUCCCAGAAGCUCUCCGGGGGCCCUUUUCCCAGUUCCGCUAUGAACCCCCUCCAGGAGACCUUGACGGAUUCUCGGGAGUCUUUGAAGGAGGAGGGUCUCGGAAGCGGAAGAGCGUGCCCACCAAGAUGCCCUAUAACCACCCCUCUGAAGAAGCCACUCUCGCCCUCCAGUCCGAGGAGAGCAAGACCCACGGCCCCCCGAACUUCCCUCUACUGUUCCCGCAGCCCCCGCGCCCCAAGUACGACUCGCAGAUGAUCGACCUGUGCAACGUGGGCUUCCAGUUCUACCGCACCCUGGAGCACUUGGGGGGCAAACCCGUCAAGCAGGAGCCCGUGAAGCCCAGUGCCGUGUGGCCCCAGCCGACCCCGGCUCCGUUCCUGCCCGCGCCCUACCCAUACUACCCCAAGGUCCCUCCGGGCCUCAUGUUCCCCUUCUUUAUGCCCUCGGCCUCCCCCUUCCCCUUCAGCCGGCACGCCUUCAUGCCCAAGCAGCCCGCAGACCCGCUGCUGCCGCGAAAGGCUGAGCUCCAGGAGAGCGAGGAGACCAAGCAGAAGGUGGAGAGGGUGGACGUGAACGUCCAGAUCGACGACAGCUACUACGUGGACGUGGGCGGGGCGCAGAAGCGCUGGCAGUGCCCCAACUGCGAGAAGUCCUACACCUCCAAGUACAACCUGGUGACUCACAUCCUGGGCCACAGCGGGAUCAAGCCGCACGCCUGCACCCGCUGCGGGAAGCUCUUCAAGCAGCUCAGCCACCUGCACACCCACAUGCUCACCCACCAGGGCACGAGGCCCCACAAAUGCCAGGUGUGCCACAAGGCCUUCACGCAGACCAGCCACCUGAAGCGCCACAUGAUGCAGCACAGCGAGGUGAAGCCGCACAACUGCCGCGUGUGCGGCCGGGGCUUCGCCUACCCCAGCGAGCUCAAGGCCCACGAGGCCAAGCACGCCAGCGGGCGGGAAAACAUCUGCGUGGAGUGUGGCCUCGACUUCCCCACCCUGGCCCAGCUGAAGAGGCACCUCACCACGCACCGCGGUCCCAUCCAGUACAACUGCUCCGAGUGCGACAAGACCUUCCAGUACCCGAGCCAGCUGCAGAACCACAUGAUGAAGCACAAGGACAUCCGGCCCUACAUCUGCUCCGAGUGUGGCAUGGAGUUCGUGCAGCCUCACCACCUGAAACAGCACUCUCUCACCCACAAGGGUGUGAAGGAGCACAAGUGUGGGAUUUGCGGCCGGGAGUUCACUCUGUUGGCCAACAUGAAGAGACAUGUGCUGAUCCACACCAACAUCCGCGCCUACCAGUGUCACCUCUGCUAUAAGAGUUUUGUCCAGAAACAGACCCUCAAGGCACACAUGAUCGUCCACUCUGAUGUGAAGCCUUUCAAAUGCAAGCUGUGUGGGAAGGAAUUCAACCGAAUGCACAACCUAAUGGGCCACAUGCACCUGCACUCUGACAGCAAACCCUUCAAGUGCCUCUAUUGCCCCAGCAAAUUCACCCUGAAGGGGAACCUGACACGCCACAUGAAAGUCAAACACGGGGUCAUGGAGCGAGGCCUCCAUUCUCAAGGUUUUGGAAGGGGAAGAAUUGCCCUGACCCAGACCACAGGAGUCCUGAGGAGUCUGGAGCAAGAGGAGCCCUUCGACCUGUCCCAGAAGCGCCGGGCAUUCCAGUCCGAUGGGGACAGCGCCAGGGGCAGCUCCUGCCACGAAGAGGAGGAUGAGGACAACUGCUACGAGGUGGAACCGGACAGCCCGGGCCUGGCCCCCCAGAGCAGGCAGCUCUGCGUGCCCCAGGAUCUCUCCACCAAGCCCCAGCCGCCCACCAGGGCACUCCGGGAAGCCUGUGAGGAGGAGAGGGAGGAGGAGGAGGAGAAGGAGGAGGAGGAGGAGGAGGAGAAGGAGGAGGACGACGUGCAGAAAGAAGACCGCCCGGAGAAGAGCAAGGGCAGCCUUGGGGCGGAGGGUGGCCAGGAGAGAGAUGGCACCCGCAGAGAUGAGUGUCCCCGCCUCAGGGCACUGCAGAGCUCCCGGCGGGGUGCCUCCUUCUCUGAUUACUUGUACUUCAAGCACAGAGAUGAGAGUUUAAAAGAAUUACUGGAGAGGAAAAUGGAAAAACAAGCAGUGCUUUUAGGUAUCUAAGUGGACAGUUUUAGAAUUCCAUUUGGGAAAUGAGAAGUAGGCUGUUCAAAUAUAGCUUUGUGCACGAACUGUCAUUUGCUGGAGACUGGCGCAUGGCGCGCAGCUUCACAAAGGGUUCAGACUAAAUGAUCAGGGACCCUCCGUCCUCAGUGAUGUGAAUGCUUCUCAGGUCAUUCCCGGGCCCUUGAUUUUUAUAACACACAGGCAGGGUCUUCUUCAGUGUUAUUUUAUGCACCUCCAAUAUAAUAAGCUGUACAUAUAGAUAUCUAGUUGUAAGCUGAUGCUGACAGAGUAUAGAAGCUCUAUUUUUCCUUGACUAAUAUACAAUACAUGGUAAAUUUCUUUAGAGCUGCAAAAAUAUGGUGCUUGACAUGUUACCUUAUUAAUGACUAUUUAGUUGAAUGUGUGAAAGUUAUAAUAUUUUUCAGAUAGAUGAAAAUAUGAGUAAUUGUAUAUAUAAAAAUUGCCUUUAUUAAAAAAAUAAAAAAUACCAGAAAUGACACAGGAGGGUGAGUUAUUGAAA